Molecule: messenger RNA, 1398 nt
Organism: Saccharomycopsis crataegensis
Lineage: Eukaryota; Fungi; Ascomycota; Saccharomycetes; Ascoideales; Saccharomycopsidaceae
Exons: 1
Coding region: 1-1398 (465 amino acids)
Molecular function (GO): 2-oxoglutarate-dependent dioxygenase activity
Source: RefSeq, a predicted model, not a curated record
AUGGCUUCUGUUGCUGUAGCCCACGGUACCAAAACCAUCACUAUCGAACCUUAUAAUAGGAAAUCUCCCUUUAAUUCUAUCCGUUUAACUCCGGUUCCUGCUCAUAAUUCCCAAACCGAUGGUAGAGAAGUGACGGAAAAAGAUUUGGUGGCUGAUGCCAGUUCUUUGAGAGCCAAAUAUUUUCCUAACCAGGAUAUUGCCGAUGUUGAAAAACGAUUCAACAUCAGAAAAUUCCAAGAAGCUGCCCCAUCCGCCCAUAAUGAUGUUCCGGUGAUCGAAUUGGACUCAAUUGAUUUUUCCAAGUAUAUUGAGGGCCCAGAAGGAUUAGAGUGCAGGAAACAAUUGGCAGCUAAACUUGAAAAGUCAAUUUCUACCUAUGGGUUUUUCAACAUCACUAAUUGGGGAUUCGAUCCAAAGAAAUUAGAGUAUUUGAGAGCUAUUUCCCAAUCAGUGCUCGAAAUUCCUGAAGAGGAUAAGUUCAAUUAUUUAGCCGGGGCUCGGCAAACUGAUUUGGAAGACAGAACCAAGUCCCUUGGCGGCGAAAGAGGCUUAGGUUUCAAACCAAGGGGAUACUGGGCCAUGCAACAUGGAGUAAGAGACUCCAUUGAACACUAUAACUUGAGAGAUAUGAACCAGGAUGAUUAUUUCUUUGAUCCUAACAGAAAGUACCCUGAUGUGGUGCGCGCUUUCUUGCCAGAACUCUCGGAAUAUUAUAAGUUUUUGCAUUUUCAGGUCUUGAGAAGAUUAUGUAACCUCUGCGAUAUCAUCUUGGAGAAGCCAGAAGGUUUUUUGUGGGAAAACUACUUCAAAGUUUAUAAAAACGACUUGAAAAACUCUGGAACCGGUUUUGGCAGAUUGAUGCAUUAUUUGGGAAUGACCGAGGAUGAAGAGAAACUUACCAAUAAGACUUGGUUGAGAGGACAUUCUGAUGGUACUGCUUUUACAUUUAUUACUUCGCAACCGAUUUUAUCAUUACAAAUUAGAGAUUACUACACUGGUCAAUGGAGAUAUGUUGGACACAAGCCUAAUGCCUUGAUUGUUAACAUUGGUGAUGCCAUGGAAUUUAUCACUGGCAGCUAUUUCAAAUCUUCUAUUCAUCGAGUCAUCUCUCCACCAGAAGACCAAAAGAAAUUUGAAAGAUUAGUAUUGAUUUAUUUCCAAACCCCAAAGUUGACUUCUGUUAUUGAUCCAGAUUCUCUCAACUCUCCAAAAUUGCAAAGAUUAGGAUAUAACACCCCAGAGGAAUGGGAAAAAUGUACAUUUGCAGACUGGGAUGAGGAAAAAGGUCGUUUAUUUGGUCGCAAAGAUGUCAAUGAUGUCCAAGGUGAUGAACCUCUAUUGGUAAAAAUUUUUGGAAGAUAUCACGAGAGAUGGUGGCAAGCUGUCAAAGAAAAUUAA